AUGGCGCCAGACGCAAACAGCAACGCAGUCACAUCGCAGUACCGGACCAAGGAACAGGACCAACAACAGCUGAAGAAGAAAUGGAAAAACAUCUGGUUGAGAGGUCUAUCCGUUCGUAUUCGGCCUCGCAAGGACUCGCCGCGAGCAGCAGCAGCAGCGACGACACCAGCAACCGGAGGAGAAGCGGACAGCAACGUUGAACGAGGCACCCAGACCACAACAACGCGCACACACAAUGCUCGCAGCCAGAGUCGCACGCUGCGGCAAUCAGAAGCGCUCGCGCACCCGAGCGAGUCAGAUGCUCUCACGGAUUCAGGCCCCUCGUCGACCGCUGCCACCUCUGCUUCGCACUCGCCCGCGACAUCAACCACCGCUCAGACCACCACCGUCCCUUCAAGUUCGUCAUCAUCCUCCUCCACUUCACUCAGUGCGACUGUCGGCGCCGCUAUCGGCAACUUCCCUUCGUCGUCCGCGCCGUGUCCCACCUGCGGACAGCGCCGCCAUGUCGACCUCCACCGGCCGCCGACGCCGGUCAAGCCCGAGGAUCGGUUCCAGUUCCGGUCCGGGGUCCCGUAUGGUCCUUGGACAAUCACCCAUCCUCCACCGUCAGCAGCUGGACCAGCUCAAGUUCCAUUCGAGCUUCCUGUUGCGCAGCAAGUCGCCUGCUGCCCCGCAGAGAAUUCUGGACACCUUACUGCAUUCCAUCCCUUUGCUCGCCUGCCACCGGAGCUUCGCUCCAAGAUCCUACGGUUUUAUCUUGAACGGCCACGCAUCGUAGAAAUUCGGUGCAUGAAUGACUUGAAGAAGAUCCAUUUCGCGCCAAAUGCGCUCGGAAACCUCGCCUCGAACAUUGCAUGGAGCGCGGACAACACUCUCCCGGCCCUGAUGUGGGUAAAUAGGGAAUGUCGCGCCGAGACACGCGCAUUCUACCGCGUUCAGCUGCCAAUGCACCCAACCAACAAGAUCGCCUGGCCCGUCAUUAUCAACCCAGACUUUGAUACCGUCAUCUUCACAUUCCCCUGGAGCAGCGAGAUACCACUCGACAUCUUUUUGAGCGACUGUCUCGCCUUUGACCCGCUUGGCGUAGGAAUCCGACACUUUGGCACCCGCGACAGGGGCGGGCCGGAGACGUGGGACCUUACGCCCGUGCCGGGAUGUGCGCCGCUCGCGGAGAGCCUGGCGAACCUGGAAUCAUACACGGAGGCGAUCCAGCUGAUGGACGAUCGCGCGGCGGCCCGGUUCCCGGUGUGGAUGAUUCACGAGGGCUAUCUGACCAGCGGCAUCCCGGCCAAGAACGCAUUUUACCGGGACGUUCCGCGUCUUCUCCUGAGCAACGACUACGAGCCCCCGGAUGCCAUCAAUCAACGCACGGCGCUAGAGGCGUUGCGGACGCAGCUCGGCGAUUACCUGCCGAAGAACGUGGCUGAAGAUUUGGUCAUGCAGAGAAUGUUUUACCGCAAGUAUUUCCGGCACCUGCGGAUGAAGUGCACUAAGACGGAUCUUGCUGGGCUGGGCAUGGUGAGGCAGAUACCCGGCUGUGAUACGGAGGAGUUCUUCCUGAGUAACGGCCGCGAGGUUGCGGGGCCGCGGAAGAAGAGGAGGUCUGUGCUCGAUGUGAGGCCGAGUAGUAGCUGGCAUUUUUGGGAUGACGACUGA
Messenger RNA from Colletotrichum orchidophilum, 1656 nucleotides. RefSeq lists its product as uncharacterized. The coding region runs from base 1 to 1656 and encodes 551 amino acids. NCBI's taxonomy places the organism in Eukaryota, Fungi, Ascomycota, Sordariomycetes, Glomerellales, Glomerellaceae. The record is from RefSeq and is a predicted model, not a curated record. The transcript has a single exon.